GGUCAGCGACGUUCUCUCUGUCGUCGCGCGCGCGGGACACCUCGAGCCGCGCUCGUUGCACGUACAACACCUGCCGCGCGAUUAGGCACGCACGAUUCGUCCAUCCGUAACCCGUUCCGGCGACCAUUUUUUAAGACUGCAAAUUUUGAGCAGUGCCUCUCCCCCGACCCGAAAAUCGGGGCGACAUCGGCGCAGCGCGAUCGCCCGAGUGCCGUCGCGGGAAUCAUGCACGGGAAAAUGAUUGACGAUAACAACAACAGCACCAAUGACAUGUCGAUCUGUGAGUGAAUAUGCGCACGGGAGAAUGAGACUCGCUCGUUCGAAGCGGAAGAACAUUCUCAGGACCGUCGGAAGCGGACAACCUCGUCAUGAUGUUGGUUCCACAAGACAUUAUGGGCGGCCCGUCGAAGAUGCUCUACCAAAUGAACAAGUACUACGCCGAGCGUGUACAGGCACGCAUGGGCCAGGUGCAGAAGACCAUACGGGAGGUGUGCAAGGUCGUGCAGGACGUGCUCAAGGAGGUCGAGGUGCAGGAGCCGCGCUUCAUCUCCUCGCUGACCGAGUGCAACGGCCGCUACGAGGGUCUCGAGGUGAUCUCGCCGGGUGAAUUCGAGGUGGUCCUCUACCUGAAUCAGAUGGGAGUUUUCAACUUCGUCGACGACGGCACCCUGCCGGGCUGCGCCGUGCUGAAGCUCAGCGAUGGGCGCAAGAGAUCCAUGUCCCUCUGGGUCGAGUUCAUCACCGCGUCCGGCUACUUGUCGGCCAGGAAGAUACGCUCGAGAUUUCAGACUCUGGUGGCGCAGGCCUGCGACAAGUGCAACUACAGGGAUUCGGUGAAGAUGAUCGCCGAUACUACCGAGGUGAAACUACGGAUACGGGAGCGAUACGUCGUGCAGAUCACGCCAGCGUUCAAGUGCUCCGGUGUGUGGCCGCGAUCCGCCGCUCAUUGGCCGAUACCGCACAUCCCCUGGCCGCAUCCCAACCUGGUGGCGGAGGUCAAAACGGAGGGCUUCGACCUGCUGUCGAAGGAGAGCGUCGCGCUUCAGGGCAAGCAAUCGGCGAUGGAGGGUGACGCCUGGGUGUUGUCCUUCACGGAAGCGGAAACCAGGCUGCUACAGGGCGGCUGUCGUCGAAAGUGUCUGAGUAUACUUAAAACCCUAAGGGAUCGACACCUCGAUCUGCCCGGAAAUCCAGUCACCAGCUACCACAUGAAGACCUUACUGCUGCACGAGUGCGAGAAACAUCCCCUCGAGACCGAAUGGGACGAGGGAUGCCUGGCCGACCGUAUUAAUGGCAUCUUCUUGCAGCUGAUAUCCUGCCUACAGUGCCGGCGAUGUCCGCACUACUUCCUACCGAAUCUCGAUCUCUUCAAGGGAAAGUCACCUAGCGGUCUGGAAAAUGCGGCGAAGCAAGUUUGGAGACUUACGAGGGAGCUGCUCACGAACAGCCGUGCGCUCGAGAAGCUUUAGCGUCCUCCUGCUCGAAAGCACACGAUGGAAAAAAGAAAACGCGCGAUGAUGAGAAGAGAGAAACGAUGACACACGUGUAACACAAUUUUUAAGCACGUUUCUACCGCAUGGUACUACGUGCUUCUCCGAUACUACACGCAAACAGUAUUGUAGUUACUGUUAUUACUUAAUACACGCUUGUAUCAAGGGCUUGGUGCAUUGUUACAAAUGACUCUCGACACGUAAGCCACUUUAAAUCGUACACUUGUUUUCCUUCGAUAACAAUCGCGGUUCAACGAGCAAUAAUGAUCGUCAAGUAGAUAAUUCAGACUUUUAAUUUUCUGUUUAAUAUUCAAACAGUCGCAUGGAAAUCAAAUAAUUAUAUAAUUAAAAAUCUAGCCAUAAUUCUUUUUUAUAUGAGUAGCUAUUAUGUUUGACUAAAAUUGAUUAUAUUAUUCAUAUGAGCAAAAAUUUCGUCCAUUAAAUAAAAUAAAAUCAAGUCUGUAUCAUUUUAAAUUUUCCGAACAAAACGAAAUAUAUAUACCAUACAUGAUUGAUUGUCAAAGUCGAAUGAUAUCCACUUGAAUAGAUGGAAAUAAAAUUCGCGCAAAUUAUAAAAUCUUAAAAGAAAAAAAAGCGAAAAGUAUACGAUUAACUAAACUAUCUAAACAUGCUGCAAAAUAUACAUAUAAUCUAAUUCGUUUUAUUGUUAUAUUUCGAUUAGUUAUACGAUUUUUCUCGAAAUCAAUAUAUUAAUGUUUUAUUUCAAUGUGUGAUCAAUGUAAAUUGCUGCAGUCAAAUAAGCAAAGUCACUGCAAUUAAACUUAUGAUAUCCAUGCGACUAGGUAAACGCUAAGUAUGGCAUAUCUUGAUAGUUAAUGAAAAACAUUAUGUUUUUUGCAACGCAUAUGGGUUGUGCAAUUGGCUCUGUUGAAAUAGAAUAUUUCAUAUAAUUGUUUAGUGCAAUAAUAGUUACUCCAUCUCCAUUAUAAAACAACGAAAUAUCAGAAUUGUAAUAGCAAUAAGAUAAAAAAUAAAUUUUGAAGACACAAUGCUGUCCUACAAUUUAGUGAUACUCCGUAUGAAACUGUAUUGACGAAUGAAUGUUCACACUUCCAACAUUUUAAUGAGUCAAGGUUAUUUUCGCAUUCUAGAUUAUUUAAGAAACAUAUAUAAGAUAUGUAAUACGUUCCGAUUAAUUAUUAUUACAAUUCUCUUUUUAUCUAAGCGGAAUAAUGUGAUUUGUUAUCCUUAUUAAUAUUUAUAAUCGGUUAGCAACGAGCUUCCGGUAGUUUUACAACGUUAUAUGUAUAUAUGUGGUAUACAUACUUCUUUUAUAUUAUUUAAAUGAUAUUUAUUUCAUA
Molecule: messenger RNA, 2812 nt
Organism: Temnothorax curvispinosus
Lineage: Eukaryota; Metazoa; Arthropoda; Insecta; Hymenoptera; Formicidae
Product: protein mab-21-like
Exons: 1
Coding region: 369-1469 (366 amino acids)
Source: RefSeq, a predicted model, not a curated record